AUUGUCAGUGCUGCCACCUGCAUGAACUUGCUCAAAAUAAAUUUGUACGCAGAUGGCGCGUAAGUCAAUUGCGCGAGAAUUGAGUUUUGUGAUGAUUUUCCACCGCUGGACCACAAAUUUUAAUUUCUUAUCAAUUUGUUCGAGAUAAGGAAAAGUGCUUGUCAUCAUUCAAAGGCUGAGCCGAGAGCACUCCAAGAGUGCCGAAUUUCGUUCUCAUGUUGAGAGGCUUUUUCAGGGCAGGGCAACAGGUUUUGCAAACUGCCAAACAGCGAAAGUUCAAGGUCGGGAGGUUCUACAGCUACUCAUCGGUCACUUCCAGGGUCUACAACUCGUCAGACAUGAUUGACAUAGACUUUCGAAGUGAUACUGUCACAAAACCUACAGAUGCUAUGCGUCAGGCAAUGGCAAGUGCCGUCGUUGGAGAUGACGUUUAUGAAGAAGAUCCAACUGUUCAAAAGCUGGAGAGAAAAUCGGCUGAAAUGAUUGGAAUGGAAGCAGCACUGUAUGUUCCCAGUGGUACAAUGAGCAAUUUAAUUGCAGCUUUGACCCACUGCAACCAGAGAGGCUGUGAAAUGAUUACUGGAGACAAAACCCACAUGUUUCUGUACGAGCAAGCUGGAGUUUGCCAAUUCGGCGGUGUUUCGAUAAACACGGUAAAAAAUUUACCAGACGGAACUUUUGACCUGGCCGAGAUGCAAAAGCACAUUCGCUCCAGAGAUUUGCACGAACCGACCACAGCUUUAAUUUGCGUUGAAAACACUCACAACAAGUGCGGAGGACGAGUUCUGCCUCUGUCGUGGUUGGACGAGCUUGUGGAGAUUUCUAAAAAACGCAACCUUCCCCUUCACAUGGACGGGGCUCGCAUUUACAACGCUGCAGUUUACUUAGGAGUUCCUGCAAAGCGAAUCGUCCGAGGCUUUUCAUCGGUCAGCGUUUGCCUCAGCAAAGGUCUCGGAGCUCCAGUCGGAUCAAUUUUGCACGGCCCAAAGGAAUUUAUUGCUAGAGCAAGGCGACUUCGUAAAGCCCUGGGUGGCGGAAUGAGGCAGUGUGGAAUUAUUGCCGCGGCUGGAAUUGUUUCCCUGGAUUCGAUGAUUGACCGUCUGGCUGUGGACCACGCAAACGGAUUAGCUCUGGCUAAAGGAAUUGCUGCCUUGAAUCAUCCUCUAUUCAAAGUGGUCGUCGACAGCAUGCAGACGAAUAUUUUGGUGUUUGAAGUUGACCCGAAAAGAGUCGACGCCAAAGAAUUUUGUGCAAAACUCCAAGAGACCACCGACGAGCAGCUCAGCGCUUUGGGAGGAAAAGAUAUCUGCGUAAAAGCCGUACCAUUCGAAGCUCAGCUCAUCCGGCUUGUAAUUAACCACCAUAUUACUGCAGAGAUGGUUGAUUUGGCGCUGCAGAAAAUAGCCGUUGUCAUGAAAGAGUACAAUUAGGGAUUGGAAGAUUUAAAGAAUUACAAAUUCUUUUAGAAGAGGAAGUCAAAUUAUAUUGCAUAAAUGCUGUGCAUCUGCAUUAUUUUAAACAAAAGAAUAAAUUUUAAAAAACCAAAAUAAAUCCUUAA
Molecule: messenger RNA, 1558 nt
Organism: Neocloeon triangulifer
Lineage: Eukaryota; Metazoa; Arthropoda; Insecta; Ephemeroptera; Baetidae
Exons: 10
Coding region: 216-1430 (404 amino acids)
Biological process (GO): glycine biosynthetic process; L-threonine catabolic process
Cellular component (GO): cytosol
Molecular function (GO): L-allo-threonine aldolase activity
Source: RefSeq, a predicted model, not a curated record